This is a messenger RNA of Heterobasidion irregulare TC 32-1, 744 nucleotides long. RefSeq lists its product as uncharacterized. The record is from RefSeq and is a predicted model, not a curated record. Gene Ontology annotation, molecular function: NADH dehydrogenase activity. The coding region runs from base 1 to 744 and encodes 247 amino acids. The transcript has 6 exons. Lineage: Eukaryota; Fungi; Basidiomycota; Agaricomycetes; Russulales; Bondarzewiaceae.
AUGUUUGCCGCUAGACUCCCCAAACGCAUUCCUCUGCCACGACCGGCGAGGCCGGCGAGGCUUAUCUCCACCUCUGCACCCAGGCACUCGGACGCCCUCUUUGUGCACCGCGACACUACCUACAACAACCCCAAGAUCCCAUUUGAGUUCAGCGCGGAGAACUUGAAGCGUGCAGAGGAGAUCAUCUCGCAUUACCCGCCACAGUACAAGAAAGCGGCCGUCAUCCCCCUCCUCGACCUCGGCCAGCGGCAGAACAAAGGAUGGACCAGCAUCAGCGUGAUGAACUACGUCGCGAAGCUGCUCGAGAUGCCGCCGAUGCGGGUGUACGAGGUCGCGACGUUCUACACCAUGUUCAACCGGGAGCCCAUCGGGGACAACUUCGUGCAGGUCUGCACGACGACGCCGUGCAUGCUCCGAGGCUCGACCGAGAUCCUCAACACCGUCUGCAGCCACCUGGGCGGGAUCAAGCCGGGCGAGACGACGAAGGACGGAAAAUUCACGGUCAUCGAGGUCGAGUGCCAGGGCGCCUGCAGCAAUGCACCAAUGAUGGCCGUGGGGGAUGAUUUCUAUGAGGACCUCACUUCGGAGACGACGAAGAAGAUCCUGGAUGCGUUCUCCAAAGGAGAGAAGCCCAAGCCUGGUCCUCAGAGCGGUCGCCAUACCAGUGAGAACUCUGCAGGCCUUACAGCGCUCACGUCGAAGCCUUACGGUCCGGGGGAGUUCUGUACACCAGAGUUUAGUUAG